Molecule: messenger RNA, 339 nt
Organism: Lactuca virosa
Lineage: Eukaryota; Viridiplantae; Streptophyta; Magnoliopsida; Asterales; Asteraceae
Source: the annotation of a GenBank genome assembly
AUGUCAGACUACUUGUCUUUUGAACUUCAAGUGGAAAUCAUUAAAAGACUUCCAGUUAAGCCAUUGCUUCAAUUUAGAUCUGUCUCAAAACGAUGGAAGACUUUGAUGGACAGUUCUAAGUUUAUUGUUGUUCAAACCGCUGGCCAGACUCAGUUAAACCAUCUUCUUGUAUGGUAUGAAGAUUGCUAUGUAGAUCUUGGAAAGACUGGGAAAACAAUUGUUUCAUUUGUUAAUGAUGAAACUUUAGAGUCAAUUUUUACUCGCCAGGAGAUUGAUCCGACUACUCUUGGGCUUGCUAAACAUUACAAGGAUUUACGAGUGGUUGGCAGCUCUAAGUGA